Penaeus indicus is the source of this 1461-nucleotide messenger RNA. RefSeq names its product pituitary homeobox x-like. The coding region runs from base 33 to 1115 and encodes 360 amino acids. Gene Ontology annotation, molecular function: RNA polymerase II cis-regulatory region sequence-specific DNA binding; DNA-binding transcription factor activity, RNA polymerase II-specific. Gene Ontology annotation, biological process: anatomical structure morphogenesis; regulation of transcription by RNA polymerase II. The transcript has 5 exons. Lineage: Eukaryota; Metazoa; Arthropoda; Malacostraca; Decapoda; Penaeidae. Gene Ontology annotation, cellular component: nucleus. The record is from RefSeq and is a predicted model, not a curated record.
CGUCGCCGCCGCCCGCCGCAGCAGCCCCCAGGAUGGAUUCCCUCACGGGCGGUCUCAACGACAGCCUCUACGAUCUCGUUCCGGGCGGCCACCACGCCACGGCCGCCCACAACGCCCACGCGGACACCACGCACGCCCACAGCCACGCCCGCGACACCGACGGAGGGGCGGCUUCCCUCUCGUCGGCGGCGGGCGGGACCACACACGCCCACAGCCAGCACAACAGCGCCUCCUCCGCCGCCCGCCUCACAGUGCUCUCCGCCUCACGCCCACACGACCCGCCGCCCAGGGAUGGGCGUGUCUAUUUUGGACAGGACGCGGGCGAGAAACCGUCCCAGUCCUGCUCCACGGAAUCGGACGACGACAAGAACAAGAAGAAGCGGCAGCGGCGCCAAAGGACGCACUUCACGUCGCAGCAGCUGCAGGAGCUCGAGGCCACCUUCGCCAGGAACAGAUACCCAGACCUCAGUGCCCGCGAGGAAAUAGCACUUUGGCUCAACUUGAAGGAAGCACAAGUUAGGAUUUGGUUCAAGAACCGCCGCGCCAAGUGGAGGAAGCGCGAGCGCCACGCCAUGGCCACGGCGAUGCCCGGCGACCUGAAGGGCGGCUGGGGCGCGCAGCUCAACGGCCUGGCGUGGCCCGACGAAGGCCUCUACUCCGGCUACUCCUCCUACAACAACUGGGCGAAGGUGACGCCGCCGCCGCUGGGCGCCAAGAGCUUCGCGUGGGGCUUCAACGGCGUCAACAUGAACCCCCUGAUGAGCCAGCAGCCGUCGGCCAUGUCGCCCAUCAACUGCUUCCAGACGCCCACGCAGGGCAUGGGCGGCUCGGCCAACCUCAUGCCCACGUCCAUGUCGUCGUCGCUGGGCUCGAGCGCCGCCCCGUGCCCCUACCCGGCGCCUACCCCGCCCUACGUGUACCGCGACCAGACGUCCUCCAUGUCCUCCUCCAUCGCCUCGCUGCGCCUCAAGGCCAAGUCGCACUCGCCCGCCUUCUCCUACUCCAGCGGCGGCGCGGACACGCGCUCCCCGCCCGUGCCCGACAACAACGCCUUCUUCGCUGCCGCGGCGGCGCCCAGUGACAAGUUCUCCUGCAUGAACACGGUCAUCGCGUAACGCCCGCGGCGCCCUCACGCCCACACAAUACCAAUACCACGCCCUCAGCCGCCUUGAGCUGGCUGUGGCUGUGUGAGGGAACCGCGGCCCCCGGCGACGCGCUUCGGCGGCGCCGGGCGCGGGCCGUCGCUGCCGCCGCCCUGCGCAGCGCCCAAGGUCCGGGAGAGGGACCUGAAGAAGCCGCGCCGUCGCCGUCAGGAGCCGGUCGCAAGCCGGGGCACCUGCUGCAGGUCGCGGUCAGCUCACGGGUAUCCUAUAGACAGGACUUGUAUCGUAAAACAAAAGACAAGACACGGAAGUAACGAGCGGAGGCGAGAGAGACUGACCCCCGCCCCCCCCGCCCCAC